AGCUGCGUCAGGAGCGCGCCCGCGUUUCUGAACUUGGUUUGGGCCAGGCACACGCUUGGCGACGUUGAAGGUUCGUCCGCAGCUAAGGAAACUUUUGCAGCCGGAGGGGUCCCGAAACACACAUGGGGCUGGGUCCGCGCUCUCCACACAAGGUGGGGCGCCGGUUCCCAGCUGGUGGCAAACGGGGGCGCGGGGCCAAGGGGUCGGGGCGCCCCUUACCCGGCAGUAAGCGGCAACCCUGGCCGCCUCCGGAUAGGCGCUCGGAGCCGCCUCCAGAUUUGCACCCGCACCUGAGCCCCGAAGCUCUGGGAUAUUUCCGCCGGGCGCUGUCAGCAUUGAAAGAGGCUCCCGAGACUGGGGAAGAACGAGAUCUGAUGGUGCAUAAUAUUAUGAAGGAAGUAGAGACUCAGGCCCUAGCUUUGUCCACUAACAGGACUGGCAGUGAGAUGCUGCAGGAACUGUUGGGAUUCAGUCCCUUGAAACCGCUUUGUCGCGUAUGGGCUGCUCUGCGCUCCAACUUGCGCACUGUGGCCUGUCACCGAUGCGGGGUCCAUGUAUUGCAAAGUGCUUUGCUACAGCUCCCUCGAUUGCUGGGGAGUGCUGCGGAGGAGGAGGAGGAGCAGGAAGGGGAGGAUGGGAAGGAUGGUCCCACGGAGACCCUGGAGGAGCUGGUCCUGGAACUAGCCGCUGAGGUGUGUGAUGAUUUUCUUUUCUACUGUGGAGACACACAUGGCAGCUUCGUGGUCAGAACUCUGCUUCAGGUGUUAGGAGGGACUAUUCUGGAGUCUGAGAGAGCCAGGCCCCGUGGUUCCCAAUCAUCUGAAGCACAGAAGGCCCCAGCUCGGGAAUGUAAGCCAGCUGAUUUUGAAGUCCCUGAAACCUUUUUAAAUCGCCUUCAGGACUUGACCUCCUCCUUUCUGAAGGACAUUGCAGUGUUUAUCACUGAUAAGAUCUCCAGCUUCUGUCUUCAAGUGGCUUUACAGGUUUUACACCACAAACUUCCCCAGUUUUGCGCUUAUCUCUGCAAUGCUGUGAUUGGCUACCUGAGUACUCGCAGUUCCUCAGUAGAUGGCAGUCCCCUACUGCUAUUUCUCCGAGAUCAGACGAGCUCUAGACUCCUGGAGCAGGUCCUGCUGGUGUUGGAGCCCCCAAGGCUCCAGAGCCUCUUUGAGGAGCACUUGCAGGGGCAGCUGCAGACCCUGGCUGCACAUCCCAUUGCCAACUUCCCUUUGCAGCGCUUACUGGAUGCAGUCACUACCCCUGAGCUGCUGUUCCCUAUGUUUGAGGAGCUGAGCCCUGUCCUGGAAGCUGUAUUGGCCCAGGGCCACCCAGGGGUAGUCAUUGCCCUAGUGGGGGCCUGUCGCAGAGUUGGGGCCUACCAAGCCAAGGUCCUACAGCUCUUGUUGGAGGCAUUCCACUGUGCAGAGCCCUCAUCCCGGCAAGUGGCCUGUGUGCCUCUCUUUGCCACUUUGAUGGCGUAUGAGGUGUACUAUGGACUGAUGGAGGAGGAGGGGGCAGUGCCUGCAGAGCACCAGGUGGAAAUGGCCGCAGCCAGGGCCUUGGGGGACGUGACAGUCCUUGGGUCUCUACUGCUCCAGCAUCUGCUGCACUUCUCCGCUCCUGGUCUUGUACUUCGAAGUCUGGGUGCCUUGACGGGACCACAACUUCUGGUCCUGGCCCAGAGUCCUGCUGGCUCUCAUGUGCUGGAUGCCAUCCUGACCAGCCCUUCUGUGACACGCAAGCAGCGCCGCCGUGUGCUGCAGAACCUAAAGGGACAAUAUGUGGCUCUGGCCUGUAGUCGCCAUGGCAGCCGUGUGCUAGAUGCCAUCUGGAGUGGAGCAGCCUUGGGGGCUCGGAAGGAAAUUGCUGCUGAGCUGGGGGAGCAGAACCAGGAGCUGAUAAGAGACCCUUUCGGCCACCAUGUGGCUAGAAAUGUGGCAUUGACUACCUUCUUAAAGCGACGAGAGGCUUGGGAACAGCAGCAGGGUGCGGUGGCCAAGCGGAGGCGGGCAUUGAACUCCAUACUUGAAGACUGAGGCUUUGGAUCUGGGACUGCGUGUUGAUGGGGGAGGGCAAAAGGGGGUAUCCACCCCAUCCCUUUCCUGGUUUAAAUUGGAGUCAAAAGUCGUAGUGGUAAAUAUUUUAUAUUUUUA
Messenger RNA from Piliocolobus tephrosceles (Ugandan red Colobus), 2153 nucleotides. RefSeq names its product NOP9 nucleolar protein (gene NOP9). Lineage: Eukaryota; Metazoa; Chordata; Mammalia; Primates; Cercopithecidae. Gene Ontology annotation, biological process: endonucleolytic cleavage in ITS1 to separate SSU-rRNA from 5.8S rRNA and LSU-rRNA from tricistronic rRNA transcript (SSU-rRNA, 5.8S rRNA, LSU-rRNA); endonucleolytic cleavage in 5'-ETS of tricistronic rRNA transcript (SSU-rRNA, 5.8S rRNA, LSU-rRNA); ribosomal small subunit export from nucleus. The transcript has 10 exons. Gene Ontology annotation, cellular component: 90S preribosome; preribosome, small subunit precursor; nucleolus. Gene Ontology annotation, molecular function: RNA binding. Bases 123 to 2036 code for a protein of 637 amino acids. The record is from RefSeq and is a predicted model, not a curated record.